CUUCUUCGGAAACUCUCGCGACCUCUCCCUCGAUUCGGCUUGAUCGGUGGCGGCAAUGGCGGCGGCGGAGGAGGAGGGGGGGAGGAGGAGGGGGAGAGUGGCGGUGGUCGUCCUCGGCGACAUCGGCCGUAGCCCCCGCAUGCAGUACCACGCCCUUUCCCUCGCCCGGCAGGCAGAUUUAGAUGUCGACAUUGUUGCCAAUGGAGGUAGUGAUCCUCAUAUGGCCGUAAAAAGCAACCCAUUGAUUCAUCUUCAUGAAAUGAAAUCAGUACGCCUAGAAGGAAUAUCGAAAAUUUCUGGCGCCUUGGCACUCAUACUUAAAGCUGCGAUCCAGUUUGUUAUAUUGGUUUGGUUUCUGUGUUUCAAAAUUCCUCGUCCAGAUUUUUUCUUUGUUCAGAAUCCGCCAUCUGUUCCCACAUUGGCUGCAGUCAAAUUAUGUAGCUGGUUAAGGAAAUCUGAGUUUAUCAUUGAUUGGCACAACUUUGGAUUUUCAUUGCUUGGGUUGUCUCUUGGAAGAGGUCAUAUUAUAGUGAAGAUCUAUCUAUGGUUUGAAAAAUUUUUUGGGAGGAUGGCAAAUGGUUCCUUCUGUGUCACGAAAGCGAUGCAACAUGAACUUGCUCAAAAUUGGGGAAUCAACGCAACAGUUCUUUAUGAUCAGCCCCCUGAAUUUUUCCAUCCCACUUCACUCAAGGAGAAGCAUGAGUUGUUUACUAGGUUGGAGAAUGAUAUCUGUAAUCCACAAGAAAUUCGUGACUGCAUCUCUGAGCAAAGAGGCCGAGAUAGUGGUUCUUCCAAUCAAUUACACAAUACUCUUUUUACCGCUCAGAGUGGUGAUGGCUUUUUCAUGAAGUCAAACAGGCCUGCUCUUGUUGUCAGCAGCACAAGUUGGACUCCAGAUGAAAAUUUUGGUAUACUUCUAGAAGCUGCUGUUAUGUACGAUAGGCGUGUUGCUAAAUCCUUGAAUGAAGAUGAUUCCAUCGAUGAGGAAAAGCUCUGGAUUGAUAUUAACAAUGGCAAACAGUAUUGUUACCCGAGAUUACUGUUCAUUAUCACAGGUAAAGGGCCUGAACGGAGAAAAUAUGAAGAGCAGAUAAAGAAGUUAAAAUUGAGGAGAGUGGCCUUUCGAACGAUGUGGCUAUCGGCGGAGGAUUAUCCAUUAUUACUAGGUUCAGCAGAUCUAGGCGUAUCCUUGCAUACUUCCUCAUCUGGCCUGGACCUUCCCAUGAAGGUUGUUGAUAUGUUUGGAUGUGGGUUGCCAGUUUGUGCUUUUUCAUUCUCCUGCAUCGAAGAACUUGUAAAAGUUGGGAAAAAUGGGCUUCUCUUCUCGUCACCUUCUGAGCUUGCUGAUGAAUUCUUGAUGCUUUUCAAGGGCUUUCCAGAAAAAUGUGAUGCCUUGAAAUCAUUGAGAGAUGGUGCCUUGGCUACAAGUUACUCCGGUAGAUGGUCUACUGAGUGGGAAACGCAUGCACUACCACUUAUAAACCAAGUUAUUUCAAGGAAACACCAAUGACUACUUUCGAAAACUCGGAAAAUAUUCUGAAGAAGUUUAAUGGCCAUUUGAUGAUUCGAAGGGAAUUAAGAAGAUGCUUGAGCAAAUUAAGUUCUUUGCGCUCAAAUUGUAAGGUACAAGCUAAAAAGAUAUAAUAACUUGUGAGUUCUUUUAAGUUAUAAAUUAAAUGCGAUGGAGUUGUGAUGUUUUUUUUUUUUCCCGAAAAAAUGUGGUGUGUGAUUGAAAAUAUAAAGCGGUUUAUACAGUGAAAAUCGGUGAUGGAAUUGUGAAAAGAAUACAUGGUUCUGAGGUUAUUAGUUUGAGUUCAUAAAUUCAGCAUAUAUAUUUGAAAUUUGGUGAAUAUAUUAGAACACAAUUUUUCAUGGCUUGUUUGGAUGUAAGAGUCUGGUUUUAGCGUCGUGAGGAUUUACUGUGUGAUUGGAUGUAAGAGUGAUUUUAUUUUCUCAUGAAGUUUUAACUGC
Messenger RNA from Ananas comosus (pineapple), 1971 nucleotides. RefSeq names its product UDP-glycosyltransferase TURAN. Bases 56 to 1510 code for a protein of 484 amino acids. Lineage: Eukaryota; Viridiplantae; Streptophyta; Magnoliopsida; Poales; Bromeliaceae. The transcript has 16 exons. Gene Ontology annotation, cellular component: endoplasmic reticulum. The record is from RefSeq and is a predicted model, not a curated record. Gene Ontology annotation, molecular function: mannosyltransferase activity.